CAACCCGCUCAAUUGCACACCUGCUUGAAGCCGUGCUCUUCAAAACUUCAACUCCCACCGACUUUCCAGAUCUCCCUGUCUCUUUGUCUUUUCAACUAAAAUCUUGAAAAAAAAUUCUGGAUUUCAAAGAGUACUAUUUCUUGCUUCUCUCCGUUAAUGGCUUCUAAGUUCAAUCCUCUCCAAUAUCACCCACCUCCAAAUACCUGCGCUUGCUUAAUCCAGGACCCUAAACAACUCACUCCUUCUCCCAAAACUCUCAUUCAAGAUCCAAAAUUAGUUAUCAAUGGGGGGUCCACACUCAGUGGCCAUGUCAGCAUUAGUGGGUCCAAGAACUCAGCUUUACCUAUUCUUGCAGCUACCCUUUGCUGCUCUGGAUCUUCAAACCUUAAAAAUGUACCCUGUUUAUCAGAUACUAGAACAAUGGCUUCAAUCUUGAAGUCUUUGGGUGCUCAAGUUACGACUUUUAAUGGAGAAAUAGUGGUUAAUACUGAUGGACUGCUGUCUUUAGAACCUGAUUCGACUGAAAUUGGGAAACUUAGAGGUGGGUUUUUUGUGUUAGGGCCAUUAUUGGCUCGAUUUGGUGAGGCUACUGUUGGGUUACCUGGUGGGUGUGACAUUGGAGCUCGGCCUAUUGAUCUUUAUAUUCAUGGUUUCCAAGCUCUUGGUGCUACAGUUGAGUUGAGGGAUGGAAAAGUGCAAGCACAUGUAUCAAAUGGUAAAGGUUUGACUGGUGCAAGCUUCCGACUCGACUGCCCCAGUGUAGGAGCAACAGAAACUCUUAUGAUGGCAGCAUGUUUGGCUGAGGGAAAUACUGUAAUCUCAAAUGCAGCUCAAGAACCAGAGAUCAUUGACCUUGCUGGCUUCUUAACAAAUUGUGGGGCAGUUGUGGAAGGAGCAGGAACAGACACACUGUAUAUUAGUGGAAGGAGAAGGUUGUAUGGUUCUGAGUAUAGUAUAAUGCCCGACAGGAUUGAAGCCGGAACUUAUAUGUUAGCUGCUGCUAUUACUCGGUCAUAUAUCUCAAUGUCGCCUGUCAUUUACAGCAAUUUGACUUGUUUAUUAGACAAGCUUUCAUGUGCUGGUUGUAAAAUAUUACAGCUUAGUGAUGACACUUUGGAGCUUUCAGCAGUACCUGGGGCAACUAGAGACAAUUUGCAAGGGUUCAGUAUCAAGACACAUCCAUUUCCUGGAUUUCCGACAGAUCUCCAGCCUCUGACAAUGGCAUUGCUUUCAACAUGCAAAGGCAUAAGCGUUAUUGAGGAAACUGUCUUUGAAAAUCGUAUGAGCCAUGUAACAGAACUGCAGAAAUUUGGAGCUAAAAUUCAGGUCUGCGGAAGCACAGCAUUAGUUUUUGGGAAGGGAAAUGCAAGUUCACUAUGUGGUUCUCAAGUUAUUGCAACUGAUUUGCGUGGGGGGAUGUCAUUGGUUUUGGCGGGUCUAGCUGCUGAAGGAUGUACUGAAAUCAGUGGAAUCUCCCAUGUAGAUAGGGGCUAUGAAAGUUUGGAGAUGAAACUUCAGGGUCUAGGUGCCAAUGUCACAAGGAUGACUUCCAGUAGCGGUCCUAGCUAGAAUUUUGGUAUCAGCUUUGCAAGUCGGUAAUUUAUCUUUGAUACAAGACUUCAAUCGCAAAGCUCAUUGUUCACUAACCUACUAAUUGUACUGUUUGUUUGACCACAUAGAUUGAUUAGGGGAGGCUCUUUUCUUUUGAGUUUUUUUUCGAAUUUGAACUUGAACUUGAACUUGAACUUGAACUUGAAAGGAUUUAGGAUAGAUGUCAUGAGUAGUAGUUUUGGCAAGAAGUAGUAUAUCAGAGGAAAUGCAAGUUGAUUUUCUACUUCUUGGUUGAAUUCCAAAACAUGUUACUCAAUUGAAUAGACAUCAAUAAAUUUUUGCUAUACCCCCUAAAAUUUUUGUU
This is a messenger RNA of Nicotiana tabacum (common tobacco), 1915 nucleotides long. RefSeq lists its product as uncharacterized. Gene Ontology annotation, molecular function: UDP-N-acetylglucosamine 1-carboxyvinyltransferase activity. Lineage: Eukaryota; Viridiplantae; Streptophyta; Magnoliopsida; Solanales; Solanaceae. The record is from RefSeq and is a predicted model, not a curated record. Gene Ontology annotation, biological process: UDP-N-acetylgalactosamine biosynthetic process.